Molecule: messenger RNA, 7882 nt
Organism: Amoebophrya sp. A120
Lineage: Eukaryota; Dinophyceae; Syndiniales; Amoebophryaceae
Source: the annotation of a GenBank genome assembly
AGCAUCGAGAACCGACGAACGAAGUUGUACUUAUUCGCCCUUGACAAGGAAUGAGUAAGACACAACUCGCUGGUUCUGUAAGAACGACAGGCGGAAAAAAUAAUAAGGCUUCAAGCAAAGAAUCGUCGAUCAUGAAAGCGGUGCUUGUUGCGACCGCGUCCUGCGCGCUGGUGUCUCGACUCGGAGUUCCAGUAACCGCAACCGCCACCACCCCCAAAUACACCACGGACCCGGGCGGCGUGGAGUUCCAGCACGAUGGGUACACGCGGACGCGCGUCCCGCGGCAGAAGUGGAACGACGACAGCGAGGCGCCCAGGGUGCUAUACCGCUUUCCCAAAGCAGUCGAACAGCAGGGUAUGCGCUUGUCGCCGGAUAAACAGUGGAUUUUCAUUCCGCACGUCGAUAACCCGGACGAGAUUCUGCACUUUCACUUUCUUUCCACCGGGCAGCUCUGGGGAGAAGGGACGAAGAAAGGCACGCAGGCCGGUUAUGCAUACGGCGCUCUCACUCCCGGUACAAGAGAGGGGUGAUGAAUAAGAACGAUGAGUUUUUUUUCGGCAUGACAUGAUCGCAUAUGCUUUUGUUUUGCUGACGUGGUCGAACUCGAACUACAGAAACUACAACGCGCGCACAACGCAGGUAACUCGAGCCUCUUGCUGGAUACCAAUGUCGCGCAGUUUAGUUUUCAGGAGCGGGUUGUCUAUGAAGAUAAUGCGCCGCCAUUGAAGCCCGAAUUCAAUCCCGUGCUCAUUGCGAACCAGACUUGGAGUGAACCAACUCUGCGUCGCCAGUCCAUCGAUCCAAGCGUGCGGGAUGACCGUAUAGCAUUUUUCAGACUUCUUGCCCUGAUCUGUUCGAACAGUUUUGUUUUUUGAAUAAGUAAGUUGUGCGCUUUUUCGAAUGGGAGGAGAUUUUCGUAAAAGUAUGCGUCGAGAAAAAUUUUGAAAAGGACGCAAACCCGUAUCAAUUUCGAUACAUGUAUACAACAGAAAUCUUCGCCACGUGGCGUUUUACUUUUGCAAGCGCGAGUACCAUGAACCGCUACCACGCCAUGAACAACCCGGGUUUGGUGGACCGACUGCGUGCGCAUGCCGGUAGCGACCAGGCUGCUCCGGCGGCUCAGAUGGAGCAAAAGGUGGCGUACCAGGCUCCGCUUUUUACCACGAUGGGAGACGAACUGGACAGGAUCGACCUGUCCCAAACGCCCUCCAAACUUCUGAAGUCCAGCGGAGUGUGUCACCACUUUUCUCGCCACAUUGACUUUCUCUCGGACGACGUGGAAGCUACCAAGCUUCCGGGAGGCUCGACGACGCGCAAGGGAUCCUGGAUCAAACUGGACCACUUGUUCGUCGCUCGCCGCGCUGACGCCAUGGCCGCACCGCUGGCGGGGGUGGAGUACCGCGUGGGUACCAACCUGUUCAAAUAUGACGAAACGCACGACACGUUGAUGCUGCUGAACGUCUUCCACGGCAUAUUGUGGACGCAGUUCACGCCGCCAGCCUACACGGACUCGCCCGCGCUGCCCCUGGGCCAACGCGUGGAGGUUGCGCCCUACGCACACUACCGGGAGUUCCCCAUUAAUGGGUACGCUGACCACGCGCCCGACACCCGUGUGACUAACAACAACAUGUGGCAGUCGGAGGUCGCCAAGUACUGGUACCAGAAGAUGUGGACGUACCCGCAGGACUUCACCUACUUCUGGCCCGAGAAUGCUAACGCGGAAGACCUGAGCGCGCGCCGGUGCUCCGAAGAGUACCUGCAAGAGGAGGUUUUGGAAGAAAUGGAGGACUGGAACUGGCCGAGCCUGUCGAAGCGCGUGCGCGCCCCGGACGUGAACGUGAUCACUUCGGAAAUCCCGACGUCCGUUUCGCAGGAUCGGCAGACCGUGGUGCGGCUUGCGCGCAAAGCCUCGAACUGCUUCCUGACCAGUGCCGGGCCGGAGGUCAAGCACGCGAUCGGGUUCUCCAUUGCCAGCGGCAUCGCGCUUUUCCACAUCAUGGACGAACUGGCCAGCACCUACAAAUCGCGCCGUGUCGUGCACUCCCCGAUGUUUCUUCAGCGCGUGAAGUGGCAGCAAAACUUCGCGACAAAACCGUUCGAACCCAACAAGAUUCCCGAGCUUGCGGGCAUUGAAGCUGCAGCGAAAGCGUUGAAGCAAAAGGAGCCGCACCUCAGCUACGGACACAUGGAGCACGACCACGAACCGAACAUGCUGCCGCAGCUGGCUCCCCUGGAAUUCAAACCGCUGGAGCCGGCGCCGCUGCAGAUCGGAGACACCAGCAAGGACACCCGGAACUGCAUCAUUUUCUCUGAUGAGCAGCUGGCCAACUUGCGAUUGGCCGCGGAAGGGAAGCUUUUUCCGUCGACACGAAGCGUCUACGCGGACCGAGAAAUCGACGAGCUUCUCCGCUCCCCCCUGCAGCUGCGGAACAAUGCGGCGAAACUGAAUCAGCCGCCCGCGACCUCGGCGGCCUCGCUGACCGCGAGGUGGACCGGGGCGACCUUUUCGCCUGCGGAAGAGGCUGCGUUGCGCGUCGCGGACGACAUGCUGCGCGAGGGCACAUCGGACGUGAACAAGCUGCAGGCGCACUCGCAGGACGGGCGUGUGUGGCGCGAAACGGUCAUCUACGAGGACUGGAAGUACCGCCGCACCGCGACGGACCAGCGCCCCCGAGUGCUCAUGUACGAAAAGGAAGUCGAGGACGCGUACUAUCCUUGCUCCGUCGUACGGAAAAACCACCUGGAAACUGUGCCCAACACCUGGGUGCAGAACUCGAUUAGCCUGGAGACCGGCGUGGUGGGACAUCUGGCGCACAAAAUUGCCGCGGCGCCGACGGCGAGAGCGCAACUGGAGGCGUCCAUUUGCUCCACGGUGCAAACACAGUGCGGCGUCGCCACCUCUCACCAGCAAUACGCGUCAGAUGCGGCGUGCCGGGCCGCCUUGGCUGCGCUGCCACUCGAGGAUACCAGUUGUCGGCCGCAGGAAGCGCACCUGAGCGGAAACAACAACACCGUGAAGGGAAAUUCGUUGGCGUGCAAGUGGGUGCAAAGCAUUUUCGUUUCGUUCUCGCCCACCGACUACUGCCCCAGUCUGGGGUCCUCGCCGCCGGCAAGCGACCGCUGCGCGACCUCGUGCGGCGCAGUGAGCCAACAGCAGCAGCAGCAGCAGAUUGCUGCCGCCACCGCUACCUGCGACGCAAAUACGAAAACAGAGAUCAUUGCUUCCACUCUCGAUGCUCUGCCACUCUGCCUGCCUUCUCUGGUGGGAAGCACGCAGUGCUCGCAGAAUUGCACGCAGGCACUGAACACGUUCCUCGGAAUUCACGUGCAGAGCGGUGCAAUGCAGAAGUGCAAAUCGGAUCCUCUGGGGAUCUCGGAAACCGACGGGAGCGGAUCUCUUUUGCUGCAUCUGCUGCAGGUGAACGCGCGGACGCUGAUCCGGCGCUGCGUGCGCAACGAGGGUCGCGCCCAGGGCAGCAGCGAGGACAAUGCCGCGGAGGGCGAUGCGCACCUACUGUUCGCUGCAGAGGCGGCUGCGCCUGCAAACGGCAUCAUUGCCGAUGGUGCGUUGGAUCGACCCGAUGCCAGUCUGGGUUGCAUGGACCCGCGGUUAUACCUCUCGGAGGUCGGUUGCCGAUCGCUGCGCUGGCCCGAGAUCGCCCAGCGCAUGAUGCGGGAGUGGAGCGGCGUCAACAUCGACCACCGGGGCGAUCGACGCACGACGAAGGAUGCCAUCGGGUGGCGCGAAAGCAGGCUGUUCGACCUGUUUCUGCAACCCUACUUCAACUUUCGCACCACAGCGCAAACAAAGGCGCAACUGCUGAAGAAGAGCGAGCGUGUUCAUCCGACUCUAAGCAGCCCGAGCUCCGCGGAGCUGUUUGAUUUGGGGGAUAUCAACCUGGGUCCGCACAGGUACGAGGGCUUCGAGCAAAGUUACGAGACGCCGAUCGGACGGCAGGUGUCGGGAGAUAAGAUUGCAGUCGCGAAUCUGUUUCAGUUCGCUUGGUGGGAUCGAAUUCCGCAUUUAACCCAAUUCUUUUCGGGCUCCUACACGACCUUCAGCAAAGAGUACAACGCAACGCGGGAACUCACUCUCCGCUCCGGGGCGCCGAUCGUGUCGCAAGACCCGCCUGCACUUUCGCCCCGGUCGGACUUGUACGGCGACGACUUGUGGGAAGAUCUGAUUCAGUAUAUGUCCAUGCACAUGCUGAGUGUUCCGACCAGCGUUCCCUUCAGCGCCAGUGACGAGGACAACAUUCUCGGGUUAGCGAAAGUGGCGCCUGCCGUGACGUUGCCGGAGCACUGGCAUCGUUCGCAGGGGUAUUCAUUUGGAGCCGCGUUCGCUGCCGCGACGCCGCCAGUCCAGCAGCUAUUGAAGCGCACCCGCGCGUCGAUCUCGUACGAUUCGCAAGCAGCAAUCAUCGAACAGCUGAAAGCGGACUUGCCGUACGCACUACCGACUUCGCACUUCGCAGCCCCGACAAAUACGGAUAUGCCUCUAGUCAAGCAACAGGCCAGCAAGGCCAUGAUGCUCGGCGGAAUGCUCACCGGUGUCGGCGUGCCGGCGCAGGCCAAGCCGCUCAUUCAGUUCCUGCGAGAAAACUGGUGCGAGCUGGGUGCGCCCUGGUUGGAAAAGUCCUACGGCUUCGGCGCGGCGCAUUUUAAGGGGAGCAAGAAAGCAAAGAUUCUUCUGGAGUUUAUCCGCCUCUACAGCACGUUGCAGCCAGUUGCUAACAUCGAAGCGGAUCCGCGUAACCCGGGCCAGACGCGGGUGGUGCGGUACGACGUUCCUGCACACCACCUGCGGGAAGACCUAUUCGCGAACGCAGACGAGUUUGACUUUGAGCGCGAGAACCUGGGUAAAGUGUACAACUUUGGCAUGUUCGAAGAACACACGGGGGCCGCGCCGGUGCUAAAGCAGGUUACAACGGGCACUGCCACAGCCGAAGUUGCGCAAGAAGAUUUGUUAUUGGUGGAGCCGCGCGUGCAAACGGAAUCGGAGCGCUUCAUGCGCGCUCAGCGAAAGUGCCCCGGCCGUAACGUCGCGUGGCGGUGGUUUCUGAAAAACGUCGACAAGUACCUGCCGACGGCGCCGGUUGGCCCGGGGCCAUACCAGUGCAAGGCCGGAAACCCGAACUUCGUGCACCACGGCGUUGAUCUGCUUCGCCAACUGGUUUCAGUGCGGUCCCGGGACGACAAAAUCUGGAACAUUGAGACAUUCGUGCACGGCAAGGCGGUGCAGAACAACCUUCCCGUGGGACAGUCGUGGACCAAAUUCAACACCGACGGCGAGGACACGGAUUCAACCCUGUUCAUUUUUCUGAACGGGUUUCCGCACGCGCCGCAGUCCUGGACAAGAGUGCUCAAGCACCUGCACGAGAAGCGCCCUGGCUCCACGUCCGCGUUAGUCAACCUGCCCGGUUGGGGAAAGGACGCAACGAGGCUAGUCGAUACGCCCGGAGCGGAUUGCGCUUUCCUCGGGGCCUCCAGCGACAUUUUGCGGGACUUGAUUCUCGACAUCAAGAAGCGGUCGGGCGGGGAAGAGACGUGGGCGCGCGUCUUCUUAGUUGGUGACUCGACGCCCCUGGGUUCCGGUCUUGCGUGGGCGACUGCGCACAAGCUGAACGCGUAUGAGCAGGAGGACAGCAUCGUUGGUCUGGUUUCCUUCACCCCACACCCGGAGCUGAUGCUCAAGCCCGCGUUUGGGGCGGCUGACCCGCGUCAAUUUCCUUUCUACUCUCUUUUAUCGCCUGUUCUCGGCGAAAGCGCACUCGGCAUGAAAGACUUUGCCCCCUUGCAGAAGCAGAUUCAAGAUGACUUUACCGACGGCACCUUCAACGACGAAACCGCGAUGAUGGCCGAGUAUCUCAAGUUCUGGAAAAACACGGGUGUGCGAUCACUUACGUGCUACUUCCGUGACAACUUCGAAGUGAAAGACGACCGGAUGCACGCGGUAUAAUUUUUAGCAUUUUAUUUUAGUUACUUUUACUCUACAGUCCGCUAAAGGGCACACUGCAGACAUCAUCAUCAUCUACACAUCAUAUUACAUGUCACUGUUGAGCAUAUGGAAACCCUUACGACGUCGAUCGAUCUUUGAGAAGUCUAUCGCGUUCGAUCAUGGCAAGUACAAAAUUUCCUGUGAGGAAAAAACAAUAUUUUAUCACAGACGAACAAUUGGUUCGGCGACCUCCACCCCAAGCACCCGCACAUCUUGCUCGUGAACGCGGAGCGGGAGCUUUCGUAUCGCAAAGAGCAGUGGCUCGGCUCUUUCACCAUGAUUCCGCGCGAGCUCGCACGACAAAUGCGGCUGCACACAGUGUCGGACGCCAGCGGCCAGAAUCUGCUCUUCAGCGACGAGCAUGCAGAAGAAGUUGCAAGCGAAAUUUCCGAUUUCGCCUGGGGCGUGCGCAUGACGAAUUACCCGUGGCUGCUGAGUGCGUGGAAGAUUGUGGUCGUGCCGCCGGUGCUGACGGGCGGGCUUGCGUACGACGCGAAGAAGAACAUUGCCCUUGGGUUUGGACUGAUCGCCGCGGGACUCUCUGUGUUCGGCGGGUUGUUCCUGGAGCUGAAGUUGGGAGCCAUGCUUAUUCGCAUGAAAAAUAAAGAAGUUUUCUGGCGGUUCGGUCAAGUGGCCAUGGUUCCGCUCUGUCUGGCCUGCAUGGCGUCGGCCUCCUGGUUGGGGUUACCUCUCUGGUUCGCGGCGCUGUUCAAGUUCGGGUUCCCCGAGGUGACCACGUUGUUGCUGGCCCCGUGGCUGAUGCACGGCAAGGAGCAUUGGGUCGACGUGUAUGCGCGUUUCUUUGACGGUAUCGGGUACCUAGUCCACCACACCGCAAGUUCCAUUAUUUACGCCGCAAUUCUCUCACACAUGGUAUCACCGCUGCUAUUCACCGCCGCCAUCCCGCUGUCCCUGCAGCACGCGGUUUCGCCGAUGAAGUACUGUGGGCAUCAUGGCGAGAGCGCGUACGGAUUCGUCAUUACGCUGUUAGAGCUGUGGUACCAGUUCGAGUUCUUCCACAUCCUGCCGCACCUGCGCCACUGGGUGCCCAUCAUGGGGAUGUGCAUGCUCACCUUCGCGCACUGGUGGUGGCUGGCCCGACAGCUGGCCUGGAUUCCGUUGGCCUUUUUCUGUGGCGAAAAGGAACAAGAAGAGGAGGAGGUUGUCGACGAAAAGGGGCUAUGCAUUGCAAAUACCGAUCUGGGUCUGGAAAAAGAAACUUGUGAUGCUGAACUGUGCAUGUUGUUGAAACACUUCUACGUGCAGAGCCAAGCAUGACCGUUUAUUCAUCUGUUCGGAAAAAUGCGCAUUGCAAACUUGCAUGACAAACAAAACUUUCUUCACCUUUGCUGGUCAACAACAAGCUAGACGGUUUUAUUUGCAAGAAUUAUUAGUGAGAAGAAGCAUCAGAGGUUCCACAUCUUUUGUCUUGAGACCCAAAUCGGUAUUUGCAAUGCAUAGGGGAACCGGACUUCUCAGGCUGUGAAAGGUGGCAAGACCACGAUGAAGCCGCGGCGCGCCUCCGUGUUCAUGGAUGAGGACCCGAACGAGAUGCAAAGGCCAGCGAGCCAAAUCUCAUAUGCUACUUCCCCGAAGAUCUCCGGCGUCUCUGCCAUGUCCGAGCCAGAGCAUGAGGAGACGUCGCUGAAGAGCCGCGUCAUGAAGUUUAUUCCGGGCGGCUGGAAGAAGAAGAGCAACAAACUCUCCGACGAGGAGCUGGCCGAGCAGCGACAAAGCGAGCUGUUGCGCAAUCCCGACUCGGUUUUGCUGAAGAUGAUGGACGGCGAGGGGCUUUCCGACGAUGACGACGACACGAGCGAGACCAAGGAAAGCAGUGACAAGAAGAACGCUGCACUGCCGACCAGGGGAGCGGAGAUCGUGUAA